AGCGCGCGGUCUGCGGGGCCGGCGGCGCCAUGGAGUUCCGGCUGGAGGCGCACCGCAUCGUCAGCAUCUCGCUGGGCAAGAUCUACAGCGCGCGGGGCCAGCGCGGCGGCCUCAAGCUGCACAAGAACCUGUUGGUGUCGCUGGUGCUGCGCAGCGCCCGCCGGGUCUACCUGGGCGAGCCCGGCGGCGAGUGCGCCCUGCCGCCCCGCCCGGGCCCGCCGCCGCCCCCGGACUGCGAGAGGCUGCGGCGCGGCUGCCGCCCGUUGGGCUCGGAGGCAGCGGCGCGGGGGCGGGCGGAGUUCCCGGCCGAGUCCCCCCGGAAGCGGAGCGCAGCCGAGCGGGGCCAGGUGGCGGGCUCCCCGGGGAAGAAGCCGCGGCGUGAGGCGGAGCCGCCCCCGCCGCAGGAGGACAUGGAGACUGGCAACGUGGCCAGCCUCAUCAGCAUCUUCGGCUCCGGCUUCUCGGGGCUGCUGGGCAAGGAGCGUGGCGCGGCGGAGGCGACCGAGCCAGGGCAGGUCUGCUGCGAGCAGCCGGCGCUGCGGAGCCUCAACCCCUGGAGCACGGCCAUCGUGGCCUUCUGAGCCCCGCCGCGGACUGACCACUCUGCGCG
Molecule: messenger RNA, 610 nt
Organism: Terrapene triunguis (Three-toed box turtle)
Lineage: Eukaryota; Metazoa; Chordata; Testudines; Emydidae
Gene: IER5
Product: immediate early response 5
Exons: 1
Coding region: 30-581 (183 amino acids)
Source: RefSeq, a predicted model, not a curated record